Molecule: messenger RNA, 5232 nt
Organism: Felis catus (domestic cat)
Lineage: Eukaryota; Metazoa; Chordata; Mammalia; Carnivora; Felidae
Gene: PCDH19
Product: protocadherin 19
Exons: 5
Coding region: 132-3422 (1096 amino acids)
Biological process (GO): homophilic cell-cell adhesion
Cellular component (GO): plasma membrane
Molecular function (GO): calcium ion binding
Source: RefSeq, a predicted model, not a curated record
CGCCUCCCGCGGCCUCCGGGGCCCUGGGGCGCGCGCAACAGGCGGCCCGAGUCAGCGGGAAGCUGGAGCGCCGGCGGCGUAGGCCUCGGAGGGGUGUGGAGAGGCGAGGCCAGGCAGAGCCCCGCGCAGCCAUGGAGUCUCUCCUGCUGCCCGUGCUGCUGCUGUUGGCCGUACUGUGGACACAGGCAGCCGCCCUCAUUAACCUCAAGUACUCGGUAGAAGAGGAACAGCGCGCCGGGACGGUAAUCGCCAACGUGGCCAAGGACGCUCGUGAGGCGGGUUUCGCUCUGGAUCCACGGCAGGCCUCUGCCUUUCGUGUGGUGUCCAACUCAGCUCCGCACCUGGUGGAUAUUAACCCCAGUUCGGGCCUGCUUGUCACCAAGCAGAAGAUCGACCGCGACCUGCUGUGCCGCCAGAGCCCCAAGUGCAUCAUAUCGCUUGAGGUCAUGUCCAGCUCAAUGGAGAUAUGUGUGAUUAAGGUGGAGAUCAAGGAUCUGAACGACAAUGCGCCCAGCUUUCCGGCGGCACAAAUUGAGCUGGAGAUCUCAGAGGCAGCUAGUCCGGGCACGCGCAUCCCGCUGGACAGCGCCUAUGACCCGGACUCCGGCAGCUUUGGCGUUCAGACGUAUGAGCUCACGCCUAAUGAGCUGUUUGGCCUGGAGAUCAAGACGCGUGGCGAUGGCUCACGAUUUGCGGAACUUGUAGUGGAGAAGAGUCUGGAUCGAGAGACGCAGUCGCACUACAGCUUUCACAUCACUGCGCUCGACGGCGGCGACCCACCGCACCUGGGCACUGUUGGCCUCAGCAUCAAGGUGACCGAUUCCAAUGACAACAACCCGGUGUUUGGCGAGUCCACCUAUGCAGUGAGCGUGCCAGAGAACUCACCUUCCAGUACACCGGUCAUCCGUCUCAAUGCCAGCGACCCAGACGAAGGCACCAAUGGACAGGUGGUCUACUCCUUCUACGGCUAUGUCAAUGACCGCACGCGCGAGCUUUUCCAGAUCGAUCCGCACAGUGGCCUGGUCACAGUCACCGGUGCCCUAGACUAUGAAGAGGGCCACGUGUACGAACUGGACGUGCAGGCCAAGGACUUAGGACCCAACUCCAUCCCGGCACACUGCAAGGUGACCGUCAGCGUUCUGGACACCAAUGACAACCCACCGGUCAUCAACCUGCUGUCAGUUAACAGCGAGCUGGUGGAGGUGAGCGAGAGUGCCCCUCCAGGCUACGUGAUUGCGCUGGUGCGGGUGUCUGAUCGGGACUCUGGCCUCAAUGGGCGCGUGCAGUGCCGUUUGCUGGGCAACGUGCCCUUUCGGCUUCAGGAGUAUGAGAGCUUCUCUACUAUCCUGGUGGACGGACGGCUGGACCGUGAGCAACAUGACCAGUACAACCUCACGAUCCAGGCGCGUGACGGCGGUGUGCCCAUGCUGCAGAGUGCUAAGUCCUUUACAGUUCGAAUAACUGACGAGAAUGACAACCACCCACACUUCUCCAAGCCCUACUACCAGGUCAUUGUGCAGGAGAACAACACGCCCGGCGCCUACCUGCUUUCUGUGUCUGCCCGAGACCCUGACCUGGGUCUCAAUGGCAGUGUCUCCUACCAGAUCGUGCCAUCGCAGGUGCGGGACAUGCCUGUCUUCACCUAUGUCUCUAUCAACCCCAACUCCGGUGACAUCUACGCGCUUCGAUCCUUCAACCACGAGCAGACCAAGACAUUCGAAUUCAAGGUGCUGGCCAAGGAUGGCGGCCUGCCCUCGCUGCAGAGCAACGCCACCGUUCGGGUCAUCAUCCUCGACGUCAAUGAUAAUACUCCGGUCAUCACGGCCCCACCCCUGAUCAAUGGCACUGCAGAGGUCUACAUCCCCCGCAACUCUGGCAUAGGCUACCUGGUGACGGUCGUCAAAGCAGACGACUACGAUGAGGGCGAGAACGGCCGGGUCACCUACGACAUGACCGAGGGCGACCGUGGCUUCUUUGAAAUAGAUCAGGUCAAUGGAGAAGUCAGAACCACUCGCACCUUUAGUGAGAGCUCAAAGGCUUCUUAUGAGCUUAUUGUGGUGGCCCACGACCAUGGCAAGACGUCUCUCUCCGCCUCUGCACUCCUAUUAAUCUACCUGUCCCCUGCUCUUGAUGCCCAAGAGUCAAUGGGCUCGGUGAACUUGUCCCUCAUUUUCAUUAUCGCCCUGGGCUCCAUUGCGGGCAUCCUCUUUGUCACUAUGAUCUUCGUGGCGAUCAAGUGCAAGCGAGACAACAAAGAGAUCCGGACCUACAACUGCAGAAUCGCUGAGUACUCCUAUGGGCAUCAAAAGAAAUCAAGCAAGAAGAAAAAAAUCAGUAAGAAUGACAUUCGUCUGGUACCCCGGGAUGUGGAGGAGACAGACAAAAUGAAUGUUGUCAGUUGCUCCUCCCUGACCUCUUCCCUCAACUAUUUCGACUACCACCAGCAGACACUGCCCCUGGGCUGCCGCCGCUCUGAGAGUACUUUCCUGAAUGUGGAGAACCAGAAUACCCGCAAUACCAGCACCAACCACAUCUAUCAUCACUCUUUCAACAGCCAAGGUCCCCAGCAGCCAGACUUGAUCAUCAAUGGUGUGCCUCUGCCUGAGACUGAAAACUAUUCCUUUGACUCCAACUAUGUGAACAGCCGAGCCCAUUUAAUCAAAAGCAGCUCCACCUUCAAGGACUUAGAGGGCAACAGUCUGAAGGAUAGUGGUCAUGAAGAGAGUGACCAGACUGACAGUGAACAUGAUGUCCAGCGGAGCCUAUACUGUGAUACUGCUGUCAAUGAUGUGCUGAACACCAGUGUGACGUCCAUGGGAUCUCAGAUGCUUGACCAUGAUCAGAAUGAAGGAUUUCAUUGCAGGGAAGAAUGCAGGAUUCUUGGCCACUCUGACAGGUGCUGGAUGCCCCGGAACCCCAUGCCCACCAGGUCCAAGUCCCCUGAGCAUGUGAGGAAUGUCAUAGCUCUGUCCAUUGAAGCUACUGCUGCUGAUGUUGAGGCUUAUGACGACUGCGGCCCCACCAAGCGGACUUUUGCAACCUUUGGAAAAGAUGUCAGUGACCACCCAGCUGAGGAGAGGCCCACCCUGAAAGGCAGAAGAACUGUUGAUGUGACCAUCUGCAGCCCCAAGGUCAACGGCGCUAUUCGGGAGGCGGGCAAUGGUUGUGAGGCUAUUAGCCCUGUCACCUCCCCCCUACACCUCAAGAGCCCUCUGCCCACCAAGCCCUCCAUGUCUUACACCCCGGCGCCCCCGGGCCGUGAUCUGGAGCAGUAUGUCAACAAUGGCCCUUCUCGUCCCUCUGAAGCUGAGCCCCGUGGAGCCGACAGCGAGAAAGUCAUCCAUGAGGUCAACCCCACUCUGAAGGAGGGUCGCGACAAAGAAUCUCCUGGUAUGAAGCGUCUGAAGGAUAUCAUUCUCUAAAGCAGUCUAGGGGAAGAAGAGAGAGAAUCCAUACUGGUUAUUGAAGAAGAAGGAGCUGAUUGUUUUAAUUGCUCACUAAUGGUUGGUUCUUGAGUGGCUGUGAUUUCAGAGCUUUCCCUAAAUGUAUUGUUUAUAAGUGACUAUCAUUCUUUGACAAUCCCUCUUGUUUCAACAAGCAGCAGGGGUGUUCAGUUGGAGCAAAUUAGCUUUGGUUUGAGUUGUUCAUGGGGCCUUGAUGUUGGGGAAACAGAGACAAAUUCAGUUGUGAAAAGUAUUAUGUAUUAAGUGUUUGAAUUUGUAUAUUUUUCUGUCAAAAUCAUAAUAUAAAUUACCAUUGUUUGCGGAGGAUUACAUUUAAAAAAGCAAAAAAAAAAAAAAAAAAGAAAAAAGAAAGCUCUGGACAUCUUUAAUAAGCUUGCCACUGUUUUGUAGUGUAGACAAGUUAAUGGUCAUUUAUUGUGUACUAUUCCUUGAUUCAGUGAUGUGAAAUUGAGUCCCCAAAAGGUUGUUUCUGAAGCUUGAGUACUUUCCAGUUACGCUACUUUGCUAUGGACACCCCUGCUUUAAGAACUCUUUUGCUAGCUGUGCUGUUGUUGUAUUUGAUAUUGCAAAUUGCUAUGUAUGUGGUGAUGGCAAAAGGCUUUUAGAAGUUGGUGUUUUUUUUUCUUAAAAAAAUAAAACUAUAGACAAAAACAAAGUGCAAAAAACUGAGAUGGCAAGUGAAAGAGCAACACCACACAUAUAGAUUGAACACUUGGAGGAUACUCACUCAUGGAGGAUACCCAUGUAGUGAUUGCUCACUACCUUGCAGAGUAUUUUUCCUGCCUUUCAGUCUUCUGCCCAGAUCAGUGAUAGAUCAUCAUAGAAAGUCAUUCAUGGAUAUUCUGCUAUGUAAUUUGCAGUUGUUAGAAAUACUGUCCUAAAAGUUUUAUGAGAUCAAUUUUUAAAAUUUUCAGGACCUGAAUAGGAAAGAAGCUCCUGAAGUUAUCAGUUUCCAGGCUUAGAAAUUCCCUGUCUCUAAUCAUCUAAAACUCAAAAAGACUGAAUCUAUUUUGAGAUCUAAAUUAACAUCUUUUCAGACACAUACUUCCUGAUUCAGUGUUUCCAAUCAUGAUUAGAAUUAGACUGCAAAGCAUGUUGGGGGCUAGAACUGAGAACUCCAUGUUGCUCUAUAUUGUAGGAUUAUAAAUAGGAAUGGAGUAAGCAGUACAAAGUGUACAUUUAGGAAAAGACAGGUAGGUAACCAGUAACAGCAUCACAAAUCCAAUUACUGUGCCUUCUAAAUGGAUACACUUGGACACUUGAACUCCUCUUUUUAUGGCUAAUACUUUUUUUAAAGUUAAAAAUGUAAACAGGAAACUACUAAAAUAAAAAUUCUUUAAAUUUAGCUAACUCUUUGCUGUAGGCUAGGAAUACACCUUUUGUUAUUAACAAGUUUGUUAUGCAUGUUCUUUUUUUGUUUAACAUUUCUUAACUCCCCCAUUUAUUGUCUAUUAAUAUUUACUAGCCAACAUAGUAUUCUCACAGCCUAAGAGUUCAUUAUUUAAAGCUAAAUAAAUACAUCACCUUUGCUCUGCCUUGGUCUUAAAAAAGCUGUUUCUAGAGAAACAAGUUUUGUGGAUCUGUUCUCAUUCGUUUCAUUUUUUGAAAUUCAAGAAUACCCAGAAAAAAGGCUUAGAGGUUAGAGCACUAAAAUGCAAAAAAGGAUUUAUUUUCUUAAGUUUAAGUAGAUAAGUGAGCUCUUUUAAAUGUUUUAGUUAUUUUUCUCUAAGUUCCUGGCUUUAUCCAUUACUAGGAAUAUUUUAUUUUA